GUCGAACGUGUACGAAGAUAAUCGAAUUAUCGUCGCUUUGAGGAGCAGCGUCCGUGGAUGAUCUGAUCACGUACCUGAUGAACAGAUCGCCAGCGAUGCGAGCGGCUUUCGAAGGGUAACGAGGCAGCCGUCGAACGAUUCAAUAAAAUGACGAUGGAUGUGAGCAAAAGCGAGCCAAGCAAGAAGGGUGCCACGCAACAGGAAUGCGCGGGCUGCGGCAAACCGAUCACCGAAAGGUACCUCCUAAACGCGGUGGACAUGUACUGGCACGAGGACUGCCUGAAGUGUAGCUGCUGUGCGUGCAGGCUCGUCGAGGUUGGAACGACGUUGUACACCAAGUCCAACCUGAUACUCUGCAAAAGGGACUAUUUAAGACUGUUCGGGAGCACCGGACACUGCGCGGCCUGUAACAAAUCCAUACCCGCCUUCGAGUUAGUGAUGAGGGCAAGGACCAAUGUUUACCACUUGGAAUGUUUCGCCUGUCAGCAGUGCAACCACAGAUUCUGCAUCGGCGACAGAUUCUACUUAUACGAGAACAAAAUCCUGUGCGAGUACGACUACGAGGAAAGACUGGUUUUCGCGAACAUGGCGGUGCAUCCGCCACCAACGGCGACCCUGGCGCAAAUUAAGAGACAAGUGACGCAUCUUCAACCCCAGACCAUAUCCACGGGAAGCCCGCAGAGACACGCAAACGGAGAGGCGACCCACAACCACAAUGGGUAUCCCGCGCCGGCGAGCACCAGCGCCCAUAACAUCCUGAACCCCAUGAAUAAUUUAAACGGUAUCAAUGCACAAACAGCUUACGAUACCAAAUGACAAACGAAGUAAGCACCGGCUUGCUGACCGAGUCGCGAGAGCGUUGCCAAAUUUAUUUAACGACGCGAACGUCUUCUCUGUCAACACCAUCGCUACCGCACUGAAAACGUUCGACGGUUCGCUCGUUAUUGGAUCCUCGAGUAUUCGCGACCGGGACUAUUACCCGAACGUAGUGAACUUCCGUUUGAACGGCGGGAAACUCUGUGUAAAUCUAGAAACUCGUGAAAAUUCUCAGCAAUACUGCUCGGACCGAGGAAAGAAUUGACUCGGUAAGCGGUGUAAAAUGGUGGACACGUUUGCAACACUGCUCAGUUUACCCUUACAACUCCGCCGUGUUGUAACUGCACAAUAAUUUACAAUUUCGACACUCGCAAUACAAAUGAAUUCAUAAUUCAAAAUUAAAGUGUAUCUGCCACAGUAUUAUUGUUAGGUUAUCCAGAAAUGAAUUGCCAAAAGACUAUCGUGUCGCUAGGUAUUCGAAGUUCCAAGUGUUCACAGCGGAAAAUCUUCCGCAAUGAUCACAUCGAGUGAGAGAUUUCUCGAGUCAAUCCUUUCCCUGGUUCGAUCAUACGUCUAAGGCGACGCUACGCCGCAAUUUCCUAAAACGAACGUCGCUGAACCCCCUUGGCACGAGUUCCACGCCGCGGAGAAGCGAACGCCAGUUUCCGCUCGUUCGCGCGCGACUUCGUCGAACUCCUCUGUCCACGGCGGAACCCCCCGAAUGUGUUUACCGCAACGAACCGCUGGCGGGUGGUUUAGCGACCCUCUUAAGGCUGUACGAAUCGAGCGCGCGGAACUAUUGGUGCUGUUUAGACGAAGUUUAAUUGUUCGAAUUUCGCAGGCUAAAGUAGACUCUAAAAAUCAAGCGGAUAGCGGGUGAAGGUCUGGGGGAUGAAACGGACAGAGCGAAUCGAAAGCGAAGAGAAAGAGA
This is a messenger RNA of Nomia melanderi (Alkali bee), 1747 nucleotides long. Its product is annotated as LIM domain only protein 3. Gene Ontology annotation, cellular component: nucleus. The record is from RefSeq and is a predicted model, not a curated record. NCBI's taxonomy places the organism in Eukaryota, Metazoa, Arthropoda, Insecta, Hymenoptera, Halictidae. Gene Ontology annotation, biological process: positive regulation of transcription by RNA polymerase II. Gene Ontology annotation, molecular function: transcription coactivator activity; DNA-binding transcription factor binding.